Molecule: messenger RNA, 1855 nt
Organism: Elaeis guineensis (African oil palm)
Lineage: Eukaryota; Viridiplantae; Streptophyta; Magnoliopsida; Arecales; Arecaceae
Product: inositol-tetrakisphosphate 1-kinase 4
Biological process (GO): inositol trisphosphate metabolic process
Cellular component (GO): cytoplasm
Molecular function (GO): inositol-3,4,5,6-tetrakisphosphate 1-kinase activity; inositol-1,3,4-trisphosphate 5-kinase activity; ATP binding
Source: RefSeq, a predicted model, not a curated record
UCGAUUGUCGUGCCGCAGCCACGAUCUGGAGCAGUUCCACCCACGCGAGGGCAAUCUCGCAAUUAAAACAUUCCGUGGCCGUCACGUCGGAGAUGGAUUUCCUCCGACGCGAGGUCAAAUCUCGUGAUUAAAACAUUCUGUGGCCGUCUCGCAUGAAACUAGGAUCUCUUCCGCUACAAAUACCUGGCCCAAGCCUCGCUCGCCACUGCUCUCUGCCUAACCCCCCACCGUCCCCUCUUUCCGCGCUAAGGAAUUAUUCUAGGGUUUCGGAUAUUCGGUUCCAAUCUCCGAAUUUUUUAAAUCUCGAUCGGUAGUGGAAUCGGAAGAACCACGCGAUCGCAUUUAUAUCGACGGAAGAAUCGAUCGGGGGUGACUUCCCUGGAGGUGAGGAGGACGGAGGGAUUGUAGGGCUCCGCUACGGUGGAUUUUUGUGGGUUUUGAUUGACUGUGGGUUUGGUUUGGGGAAGGAGAAGAAGGGUUUGGAGUUGGGGGCGAGGUUAUGAGGUUGAACGGGGAGAUUUCCUAUAGGAAUGAGGAGGAGAAGGAGAACGAGAUGGGUUCGGUUCUGCUGCCUCCGCUGCCGCAGCAGAAGCUCGUCGUGGGGUACGCCCUGACGUCGAAGAAGGUCAAGAGCUUCUUGCAGCCGAAGCUGGAAGGUUUGGCUAGGAAGAAGGGGAUUUUAUUUGUUGCAAUUGACCAAAGUAGGCCUCUUUCAGAGCAAGGUCCUUUUGACAUUGUUCUACACAAGUUGACUGGAAAAGAGUGGCAACAAGUUCUGGAGGAUUAUGGGAGAAAACAUCCAGAAGUGACUGUGCUAGAUCCACCGGAUGCUAUACAACACUUGCGCAAUCGACAAUCAAUGCUUGAGGGUGUAGCCAAUUUGAAUCUAUCAGACUGCUAUGGUAAAGUUGGUGUUCCUAGGCAAGUAGUAAUUACAAAAGACCCCUCAUCAAUCCUAGAUGCAGUUUCCAAGGCUGGAUUAACACUACCUUUAGUUGCAAAGCCAUUGGUAGUUGAUGGAAGUGCAAAAUCACAUGAACUAUCUCUUGCUUAUGAUCAAUUUUCCUUGUCAAAGCUUGAUCCACCCUUGGUUUUGCAGGAAUUCGUCAAUCAUGGCGGUGUUCUCUUUAAGGUCUAUAUUGUUGGGGAAACAAUAAAAGUCGUGCGGCGGUUUUCCCUUCCUGAUGUUAAUAAAUGCGAACUAUUAAACGGUGCUGGUGUCUUUCGAUUUCCCAGAGUUUCUUGUGCUGCAGCCUCUGCAGAUGAUGCCGACCUGGACCCUGUUGUUGCUGAACUUCCUCCUCGACCGUUGCUUGAGAGGCUUGCUAUAGAGCUCCGUCGUAGACUGGGCCUUCGGCUAUUCAACAUAGAUAUGAUCAGGGAGCAUGGGACAAGGGACCGAUUUUAUGUCAUUGAUAUCAACUAUUUUCCUGGAUAUGGCAAAAUGCCAGGCUAUGAACACAUUUUCACUGACUUCCUUCUAAGCCUGGUGCAAAGCAAGUAUAAAAGGCGAUUAACAGCUAAAGCUGCUGGUGCUGAAAUGUUCUUUGAUCUGCAAGCAUCAGGUGGAUGUUCCAAGUCUUCAACCUGCGCUCUAAAUCGCCCAUGUACGUAGCUGGUAUGGGUCAUGUGAAGCUGAAGACUGACAAAUGGUCAGACAGUGGUCUUGAUCAGCAAAGAUGCUCCAUAAUUGCUAACUGCUGUUGUUACAUGCCUUUCCAAAGGCUUUCACCAUUAAUGUACGCAAGCUUUCUUCCUGUUCGUUGGCUAUAUUUUUCUGUUAAUUUUCUUCAAAUCCAAUCUCAAGAGUAGAAAAUUUGUGAAUAAAAUUACUAAAAUUUAGAUUCCUUCUACU